AUGCCUUCGGAGAAGCAGCCCUUCUACGACCCCGUGCCGCCAACCUACGAUGAGGCCGUCGCCGGCAGCAGCCGCCGCGACCCCCGGGCCUGGGCCGACGAGCGCGACGCCGCCGAGGCCGAGGCGCAAUCACUCCUUCCGCACGCCGAAUCCUCAGGGAGCUCAUCCCGACGGCCCAACGGCUACCGGGCGCCGACAGUAGAGACGGACGACGAGUCGAGCCUCUUUGGCAGCGACAGCGAUGACGACGACGACGAAGAGGCCGCCCAGGUGCGGCGCGAAAUGCAAGAGAUGGAAAUUGAGGAGCCGUCACGCUCACGGGGCUCGUCAUGGGGAAAGAGGAUAGGCUUCAGGCUCUCACUACCUCGGUGGAAGUGGUCGUGGAGGCCGAGGCUACCGCGGUUCCGUAUCCGGUUGCCGUCACGGGCACCCGCCGCCGAGAGCACCGAGACGACGGAAGAAGGCGAGGAGGCGACCGAGACGCGACGAUGGCGGUGGCCCAAGCUCGACAGAUUGACAAUGGUGCUUGUGUUUGCCCGCAUCAUUGCCCUCUUCAUCGUGCUGGGCUUCCUCUACUUCCUCUUCGCCAGCGGCGUCUUCGGCAACCUGUCGUCGCGCCUCAACGGCGGCAUGCGCUUCGACGCCGAGGACCUGCGCCAGUUCCUGCAGGCCAGGGUCGAGCCGAUGCGGCUGCGCGCGUCGGUGCAGCACUUUUCCAACUACGCGCACAUUGCCGGCACCGAGGGCGACUACGCCACGGCCAUGGACGUGAAGAGCAUGUUCAGCAGGGCUGGACUCGACAAGGUGUCGGUGGACGAGUACUACGUCUACGUCAACUACCCGACAAAGGACGGCAGGGCCGUGCAGAUAAUGGACGACAAAGGCGAAAAGGCGAUUUGGACGGCCAAGCUGGAAGAGGAGGAGCGCGGCGGCGAGACGGCCGGCCGACAGACGUAUGCGUUCCACGGGCACUCCAAGUCUGGGGAUGUCAAGGGGCCGCUCAUCUACGCCAACUACGGCUCGCGCGACGACUUCAAGAAGCUCAAGGACAAGGGCAUCGACACCAACGGCGCCAUCGCGUUGGUGCGAUACUACGGCACCGAGACCGACCGGGCACUCAAGGUCAAGGCGGCCGAGCUUGCGGGUUUCGCGGGCUGCAUCAUCUACAGCGACCCCGCCGAGGACGGGUUCCUGAAGGGGACCGUCGCACCCAAGGGCCGCUUCAUGCCCGAGGACGGCGUCCAGCGCGGCGCCGUCAGCCUGAUGAGCUGGGUGGUGGGCGACGUGCUGACGCCGGGGUGGGAGAGCAAGAAGGACAGGCCGCGCAUGAAGGUCAACGAGACGGCGGGCCUGGUCAAGAUUCCGAGCCUGCCGCUGGCAUGGCGGGACGCGCAGGUCCUGCUGCAGCACCUCAAGGGCCACGGCGAAAAGGUGCCGGACGGGUGGAAGGGAGGCGUCCCCGACGUGGAGUGGUGGACGGGCGACCAUUCCUCACCGAUUGUGCGCCUCAAGAAUGAGCAGGACGAGAACGAGCAGCAACCCAUCUGGAACGUGUACGGCAAGAUUGUCGGCAUGGAGCAGAGCGACAGGGCCAUCAUCCUGGGCAACCACCGCGAUGCGUGGGCCUUUGGAGCCACGGACCCGCACUCGGGGACUGCCAUCAUGAUUGAGCUGGCGCGCAUCUUUGGUGACCUGGUGGCGCGAGGAUGGAGGCCGCUGCGGACCAUUGAGUUUAUGUCGUGGGACGCGGAAGAGUACAACCUGAUUGGGUCGACCGAGUUUGUCGAGAACAACCUCGAGCUGCUGCGGGAAGGCGCCUACGCCUACAUCAACCUCGACACGGUGGUGACGGGCACCGAGUUCCGCGCGGCGGGUUCGCCGAUCAUGGAAAAGGCCCUGCUGCGGGCUCUGGACCGGGUGACGGACCCAAAGACGAACACGACGCUGCGGCAGACGUGGAAGCCUGCCAAGGGCCGGAUGGACGGGCUGGGGGCGGGCAGCGACUAUGUCGCGUUCCAGGACAUUGCCGGAACGAGCUCGCUGGACCUCAUGUUCCAGGGCGAAAUGUUCCCGUAUCACUCGAGCUACGCCGACUUUGCGCUCGUGGAGAACGUCAUCGACCCCGGGUUCGUGUACCACCAGGUGCUGGCGCAGGUCGUGGGGCUCAUCAUCCUCGACCUGGCCGACCGGGCGGUGCUGCCGUUCGACUCGGUGGCCUACGCCGAGGCACUCAAGGGCUGGGUACACGAGCUGGGCAAGUGGAUAGACAGCAAGGGAGGCAACAAGGACGAGAAGACGAGGCUGCCGAUCAAGGAGCUCGAGGACGCGGUCGCGCUGGUCAAGAGCAACGCCGAAGAAUUCGCCAAGUGGGAGCUCGAAUGGGACCACCAGGUGCUGCAGACGGCGGGCUGGGAGGCCAACGACCUCGGGGCGAAGCGCAUCAUCUUUAACGACAAGCUCGCCGCGUUUGACACGGCGCUGCUGGAUCUGGAGCUCGGCGGAGGGAUUCCCAACCGCACGCAGUUCAAGCACGUCGUGUUCGGACCCCAGCUGUGGUCGGGCUACGACGAGAGCUACUUCCCGGCCAUCCGCGACACGGUCGAGGCGGGCGACUGGGAGCUGGCGCGGCGCGUGAUGGCCAAGACGUCGGCGAUUCUGCGCAGCGCGGCGACGGUGCUCCAGAUGGAGAAGUAG
Messenger RNA from Purpureocillium lilacinum, 2694 nucleotides. RefSeq lists its product as uncharacterized. The record is from RefSeq and is a predicted model, not a curated record. NCBI's taxonomy places the organism in Eukaryota, Fungi, Ascomycota, Sordariomycetes, Hypocreales, Ophiocordycipitaceae. Gene Ontology annotation, molecular function: carboxypeptidase activity.